AAAUGACCAUAAUGGCCGCAGCAAGUGCCGUUGGUCAUUAUAUUCAACCCAUGAUCAUUUACCCCGGGCAGCGGUUUUCGUACAACCCUCUUGAGGGAUUUGAGGAAGCUGCCAUGGGUCGUUCAGAGAACGGAUGGAUGGACUCCGAAGUUUUCAUAUCAUGGUUAAAGGAGGUCUUUAUUCCAUGUGUUGAAGCCAGAAAGGUCAAAAAGCCCAUCCUGCUACUCGUAGAUGGGCAUAAGACUCAUAUUACAAUGGAGGCAUCUAAUAUAUGUGUGGAAAAUGGCAUUGAAAUGUACUGUUUAUUAGAACAUUCUUCUCAUUUGACCCAGCCUUUGGACUUGCGUCUUUUUGGCAGUUUAAAGCAGUCAUGGCGCGAGGCUGUACGGGCGUAUCAGUCAGAGAACAUAGGUGAAUUUGUAACUAAACAAACCUUUGCAAGAGUCUUCAAGGAAGCAUGGCGUAAAAGUGCGAAGAUCGAAGCGGUGAUAACGGGAUUUCAAGACUCUGGUAUUUUCCCAUGGAAUCCUCAGAAAGUUUUGGCAUCUGUGAAGCUCGAACCAAGCACCAUGUUCAUUGAAGCUCCAGCUGCUAAGAAAUUGACGACAGAUUCUGACCCAACAAUAAUUACAACACCUGUUAUUUUUCCAAAAACCACUGUCUUGGGAUCAGUUGUAGAUCACGUAUUACGACUGAUUCUUCUCCUGUCGCGUCCAUGCCAGUGGAGUCGACAACUACAGCAACUACUGUUGUUACAGCAGCUUUAACUCCUCCUACAUCAGCUGGUAAAUUAUCGCCGUCAGAUAUUGUAAACGAAUCUGUGCUUGAUGCAAUACCUACAGCUUCAACUGAUUUAGUCACCACUCCAUCUAAGCCAUCUACCGUCGUGUCUCUAUCAGUGGAGCCGACUGAUACAUCAACUGCCUCCAUGUCUACUGUGACACCUAACAUUACGACUGAUUUUGUUACAACACCAUCUAAAUCUUCGGAUGAAUGUGUUUCUAAAGCAACAGACGAAUCUAUAUCACCAUUUAGCAAACAUUUAAUAUUCCCAAAGACUGAAACAAAGAAACCAAAAGCACGUAAAAUGAUAAUGCCAAAAGCAAUUACAGGGGAAAAGUACAGACAAUGGUUGAAAGAAAAAGAAGAAAAGAAAGAAAAGGAAUUGAAAGAAAAACAGCAACGACAGAGAGAACGAUUACAAAAGAAACUCAAGAGAGCCAAAGAGCUGAAGGAAAAACAGAUUGCACUCGAAAAGAAACGGAAGGAUAGAGAAGAGGCGAAGAAAAAGCUAAAAGAACUGAAGGAGAAAAAGAAGCAAGAGAAUGAACAGAUCAUAAAAGAAAUUGAGGCAUCCGAUUCGGAUGAUAAUAUUGCAGUAAGUCCUACAAGCUGUUUUAAGUGCGAAACACCUUAUGAGGACUAUAUACAGUGCUCAAAUUGUUUCAGGCGCUUUCAUCUUACAUGUGUUGCCGAUGAACUUACCGACUGCCCGGAUGAUCUUCCUUUCGAAUGUAAAUACUGUUAGUGUUAGUGCAACAACAUAUAUUCUCCACAUAUAGAAGAUGAAUAGAUUCAGCAACACAAAUUACUUGAUGCAAACUGUAGUUACAAUGUAAUAUUGUCGCUUAAAAUAUGCUAUCGUUUGAAUUUUUUUUGGUAUUUGAAACUAUAUAUUUUCCUUUUCGUUGACAUUCAAUACUUUUGUUGUAGAAAUGAAUAUGUUUAAUAAAUUUCUUGAACAUUUUAAAAAUACUUUGAUGAUUGACAAAACGCUUUUCUAAGGUAGAUUUGUGCCAUGGCUUUUAGAAAUUAAUAUAAAAUGAUACACACUUAGUAUUCUUGAAUAUACUACAAAGUACGAAAAUGGUGUUUAUUUGUUUACGCAACAUAUUUUUUAAAAAAGUUCCUCAUGUUCGGAAUUAGGAACACCAAUGUUCGGAAUUACAAUCAUUGUUCGGUAUAAGGGGCAGUUGGUAGAUCUUUUGAUCGGACGAUAACGCCUUUAUUUGUAUUCGUUAGUGUUCUAAUACCGGCGAAAAUUGUAGCAUAAUCACUAAUCUAUUGAAGAGUUGUCUCUCUUUAGUUUAAAGUGGU
Messenger RNA from Ruditapes philippinarum (Manila clam), 2097 nucleotides. RefSeq names its product DNA ligase 1-like. The record is from RefSeq and is a predicted model, not a curated record. The transcript has a single exon. Lineage: Eukaryota; Metazoa; Mollusca; Bivalvia; Venerida; Veneridae. Bases 716 to 1528 code for a protein of 270 amino acids.